Helobdella robusta is the source of this 762-nucleotide messenger RNA. RefSeq lists its product as hypothetical. The record is from RefSeq and is a predicted model, not a curated record. The transcript is spliced from 5 exons. Lineage: Eukaryota; Metazoa; Annelida; Clitellata; Rhynchobdellida; Glossiphoniidae. Bases 1 to 762 code for a protein of 253 amino acids.
AUGUCGGCUGUAGUCUGUUUUGCGACGUUAAAAUUAAAUAUCUUUAUAAUUUUGAUCAACAUUUUCUUAAUAAAUCCCUUUGAGACGACAUCUCAUUUCCCGGAGACUUCGAUAAUUCAACAAAUGUCCAAUGAAAGCAAUUCGUCAUCCUCAGCAAUUAGUGAUCAGGAUUCGGCCGAAGACAGCUUUGCCGUAACCUGGACAAACCGGAUAAGGCAGAAAGAAAUUCAAAGACACCAAAUAAACCAGAAUAUAAUGCGUCAUCUAAAGUUGUCUGCAAAACCCAACAUCACCGCCCCAAUCAAGCUGUCUGAUGCCGACAUGGUUGCACUCAACAAGAAACCUGUGCAUUGUCCCAGAAAGCAAAAGCAGAUGAAAUCAGCCGAUGUCUUCUGCUACAUCCUACUGUCUGCCUGUCAUCUGGGGAACACUAAUAACAACAAUAACAACCAUAAAAAUGAUUUAAACUUCGAGUUCAUACUGCCUCAGUUCCUAAACGAGGAUAAAGACUAUUUGACCAACAUCCAACAUGCUAAAUUAUUUCUCAAGAAAUAUCUGGUAGAGAUUGAGAACAAGCUGAAAAGAGGAUUUAGCAAUCAGUGGCACAUGAUGAACAUUAAGAAGUUGAUGCAGUCUUGGAAGAGGGAUAAAGUCCACAUCCUGAAAAUUGGUAAUGGUCAGAAGGGUUCAUUCCCAGAAACAUCCCAGGCAGCAGCAGCGGCAGCUGCUGAGAGUAGGAAAUGCAACCACACCUACUUCUAA